AUGAACUUUAUUGUUGUCCGCAAGCCCACUAGCAGACCUACGUUCGGGAGCCCGGACCGGGAGGCUAUUGCUGUGACUAUCACUGGUAUUAUCAUUAUUCUAUCAUGCACAAGAACAGGAAGACCUGAAAUGACAGACCCGAUGGAACACAGCCUGAUAGUUUCCCCAGAGCUGGAAGUAAUUUCUUUGUCUCUUGGGACCAUAGUCUCGUGGACUCAUUCCAAGCAAAAAUUAAACAAUGUAACUGAAUUCAUUUUCUGGAGUCUUUCUCAGAACACAGAGGUGGAAGAAGUUUGCUUCAUGGUAUUUUCGUUCUUCUACAUGGUCAUUCUCCUGGGAAACUUCCUUAUCAUGCUGACAGUUUGCCAUAGAAACCUGUUUAAGAUGCCUAUGUACUUCUUCCUCAACUUUUUGUCUUUUGCGGAUAUUUGCUACUCUUCAGUCACAGCACCCAAGAUGAUCACUGACUUAUUAGCAGAGAACAAGACUAUCUCCUAUGAGGGGUGCAUGUUGCAACUCUUUAGGGUACAUUUCUUCGGUGACACCAAGAUCUUCAUCCUCGCUGUCAUGGCCUAUGAUCACUAUGUAGCUAUUUGUAAACCCCUACACUACCUAAGCAUCAUGGACCAGGAGACAUGCGAUAAACUGUUGCUGGGAACAUGGCUGGAUAGUUUCAUACACUCCAUUAUCCAAGUGGCUCUUGUGUUUCAAUUCCACUUCUGGGGCCCCAGAGAGAUUGAUCACUACUUUUGUGAUGCUCACCCUGUGUUGAAACUCACCUGCACAGACACCUACCUUGUCAGUGUCUUGGUGACUGCCAACAGCAGAACUAUCCCCCUGGGGAGUUUCAUCAUCUUGCUCAUCUCCUACACUGUCAUCCUGGUGUCUCCCUGGAAGCAGUCUGUCAAAGGCAUACUCAAAGCCCUCUCCACCUGUGGUACCCACAUUGCUGUGGCCAUCAUCUUCUUCAGUCCCUGUACUUUUAUGUACAUGCGGCCCGACACAACCUUCUCUGAGGACAAGAUGGUGGCUGUGUUCUACACCAUUAUCAUGCCCAUGUUAAAUCCUCUGAUUUAUACCUUGAGAAAUGCAGAAGUAAAGAACGCAAGGAAGAAACUGUGGAGCAGGAAGGUUUUCUGGGAGGCCAAUAGCAAAUAG
Heterocephalus glaber (naked mole-rat) is the source of this 1158-nucleotide messenger RNA. RefSeq names its product olfactory receptor 4S2-like. Gene Ontology annotation, cellular component: membrane. Lineage: Eukaryota; Metazoa; Chordata; Mammalia; Rodentia; Bathyergidae. Gene Ontology annotation, molecular function: G protein-coupled receptor activity; olfactory receptor activity. The record is from RefSeq and is a predicted model, not a curated record. Gene Ontology annotation, biological process: G protein-coupled receptor signaling pathway.